Messenger RNA from Protopolystoma xenopodis, 840 nucleotides. The record is from the annotation of a GenBank genome assembly. Lineage: Eukaryota; Metazoa; Platyhelminthes; Monogenea; Polystomatidea; Polystomatidae.
UUGGACUCUGAUCUGUUAGGUGCUGCUUUCUCCUGCCCCGGAGAACACGAUUCGUCUGAAAAGAUCUCACCGAGUGACUUUGGGCCAGCUUUUCCAACUGCAUACACCCCGUUGAAUUCAUCACGAGGGAGUGCUUUUCGACCUCUUCAGGCUAGCCAGUCCACAAGCCUUGCUACUGGCUCAUCUAUCACUUCUAACGCCGCAGUGAUAACAGGUGGUGGUGGAAUCGUUAGUCGUUCAAAAUCCGGAGGCGAUCAAUCUUGCUUGGCUGUUUCAUCAGUCACAUUGGGUUCUCCGUCUCCUUCGCCUCUUUCCUCCACUACUGCCUCCUCUUCCCUCUCACCCGCCAGUCCUCUCCCGCUGCCGGUCUUUAUAUCACCUCUGGCCCCACCGCCGUUACAAGCUGUAGCUUGCUCCUCUUCUAGUGUAGCCUCUCAGCUACAUUUUCAGUCUAGCCAGUCUAUAAAGCAUCCUCACGUGCUUCUUCCUCCUGACUCAUUGAAACUUGGAUCCUCCAUGGCCUCUUCUGAUGGUCUACAUCCGACUGACCGUGGAAUUUUCGAAUCCACAGAUUACAGAGGCAUGAAAUUGUCUAGCGACUCCCUCCGGGAAAGUGGCCUUGACGGCAGCGCCGACAAUGGCAAAGACGAUCUUGCACAGCUACUCCAUGGGUUUGGAUCUCGGCCGGAGCAAGUUACUACAUUCCAUCUAGUUUGCGGCCUUGUUGGGCCUCGGCUGCCUCGAGGCUGGAGAGACCUGAAUGCAUCCACACCUGCAGCUCGUUCUCAAAUGACUCGGCUCGUCGGUUCGACUGUUGAUGAUUCCGUUAGUUAUCCAUAA